AUGCAACAAUUAUCGGCGGUAUUUCUCAUCAUAGCGUUAGCGAUAGUCGUGAACGCUCAAAAUGUUACCAUCGUUGACCAAGUGGCGGACGAAACUAAUACAGCUGUGACUUUAAACGUUACUCAGGAAACAUAUACUACGGAAAUACAACCAAUAGUAACAACGAGCAACCUUAAUAUUACUACUAACAUAACUGACUUACGACAACCUGGUAAACCAAUACAAAAACCACCAGACAAGAGACUUAUACCUGAUAGAAACGUGUUUAUAGACGUCAAGCAUCACUACUACAUUCCACAGCAGCUUCAGCCAAAGCAAAUUAACGUAUACAAUAAAGAUCUCAAAUACUCCAAGUCAUUAUACAAAUACCCUGGAGUGAUUCCGGUACAGCGAGGAAACUUAUUCUAUAACAGACCAAAUCUUCAGCCAAGACAGCCGAUCAUAUUCGCAGCGUCUUCAAAUACACCACGAUUAGCAGGACCGAACCCAAAAUUCAGUAUUCCAGUACAAACUAUCAAUGGCAUUAGAACAGAUUUCGUUAAACCACCGCAGCAAAACAUCACAACGACCACUACACCACCAACGACUACAACGAAAAUUCUACGUACGAAAAGGAUAUGGCCGAAACGGAUUCUGGACAAGCUUAAUUCGACAUCGACGUCAUCUAACGCAACUUUUUCAUCGGAGAAACUAACGAAUAACACAGAUGACAACAAUGAUUUGACCUCCGUAGCAAGUAGAGUGCGUUUGAGAUAUGUUUCGACUGAGAGGCCUUCAUCUACGACAACUGUGAAGCCUACGCCGCGAGUUUAUCGAAGGGUUACUAGAACAUCAAAAAUCAAGUCAACAACCCCACUCUCUUUCCAAUCGUUACCUUCAAACGACUGGGUGCCCAUCGUGCCGUCGCAUUAUGCAAAAUUAAGGAGGCCAUCGCUAACCCCUAUCAGCAAACGCUCAGACUCUUAUUUCGAAACUGAACAGUAUCCGGCCAAUCACAAACAGGCUUUAAAUUUACAUUACGGCUUAAUUCCUAUGAACCAACCACUCCAAGCCGCUGCGUCCAGUUUUACUAACAACAGGAUCAUAUUGUUUCGGAAGAAGCAACCACAAGUUACACCGUAUCAUUACCCAAAAACGGCAAAGCUUCAUCAGCAAAUAUCUCAGCCGCAGCUCAGCUACGACGAUCUUCAAACGGAGCAAAACCAAAUCGAGCCACAGAAAGUGAUCACGAAGGUCAAGCACCACCACCAUCACCAUCACCACCGAUACGUUAAAACCGUGGAGAAACCCGUCAAGGUACCGUAUAAAGUAGAAGUGCCAAAACCAUACCCAGUAGAAAAGAAGGUUCCCGUACCCGUGCCCGUGGAGAAAGUCAAAGUCGUGGACAGACCUUACCCGGUAACCGUAGAAAAAAAAGUUCCGUACCCCGUUCACGUUAAGGUUCCGUACAAAGUUGUACAAAAGGAAUACGUCCCGCGACCCUAUCCCGUAGUCCAACAUGUCCCGGUUGUGAGACACGUCCCAGUCAAAGUUCCUCAUCCCGUGCCCGUUCAAGUGGAAAAGAAGGUCCCAUAUCCCGUCCAAGUUCCCUACACAGUUGAGAAACAAAUUCCCGUUCCGGUACAGAUAGAAAAAAGAAUACCAUAUCCGGUGCCCUACAAAGUCUUCGUUCCACAACCGAUCACUGUCGAAAAGAAAAUUCCCUAUCCCGUAGAAAUAAAAGUAAAAGAACCCUUCGAAGUCAUUAAACACGUGCACGUCAAAGUACCUAUACUCCAGCCCUACCCCGUCAAAGUACCUCAACCGAUUCCCAUAACGAUCGAAAAACGAGUUCCAUUCCCGAUAAAGGUAGAAAAGAAAAUCCCUGUGCCAGUAGAAGUGUUAGUGCCACAAAGAGUGGAAGUCGAGAAGAGGGUUCCCAUCUACGUUCCAAAACCCUAUCCCGUCGAGAAGAAGGUUCCAUAUCCGGUCAAAGUUCCCUAUCCCGUCCAGGUUCCCGUCAAAGUGCCCGUUCAAGUUCCCAUAGAGGUGCCUGUGUAUAUCCACCGACCUUUUCAGAUGGAAGGCGUGGAACAGAAUAUAUACGGAGACACAUCUGAGAGUCCCUACUAUGGGGAGGAGGAGGACAUAAGUCGUUCUGGGGGCGAAGUGUCCAGUACUCCGAGUAGCCACACGGUGACCGUCCACGGAAACACUGGCUACAACGGCUUCAAAUCGAGAUCAGACACUCUUACCACGCCGGAACCAGCCACCAACGUAUAA
Molecule: messenger RNA, 2262 nt
Organism: Danaus chrysippus (African queen)
Lineage: Eukaryota; Metazoa; Arthropoda; Insecta; Lepidoptera; Nymphalidae
Source: the annotation of a GenBank genome assembly